AUGAUGCUCAUGCUGGGAUCAGAUUCCUUGGGAGGGGUUUGGUCAAGCAUUGUCACAGGAUUAUUCCCCUCCAUGAGAAUUCGAGUGGAUGUCGGCACAACCAAUUCUGAGGGAGUGCGUGGUAACGGGGGUCAGAGGACGAUUGCCGCUUGGCAACGCAAACGCAGAGCUAACAUCAAGGGAAAAGCUGCGGGAGCUCGACAGGCUGGUAGCGAUGGCCAAGACUCUGGGCGAGAUGACGUCAAGACAUACCGAGGACGAGGGCUUACAGCGGAAGGAGGCGGGCUUAGCCCGGGGUCCCACGGAGUACUACACUGCCAUCAGAGGUCGUUGUCGCCAGCGGCUUGGUGUCGACGAGCAAAAUCGGUGCCAUCGGCAAGCGACCCGAUAUAUUGUGACAUCGUGCAGGGAGGGACGGCCUUGCAGCUCAUGUCUGGCGCAGUGCCCUUGGUCGGCGGACUGGCUGACUUCACAGGCGAUUUAGCACCGGAUGCUGUUGAGUGUUGUAAGCUGGCGAGGACGGUGGCCCUACGACUCACCGACGGUCUCCCAGACGGUCCUAUCGCCACGUCCCACGAUGCCGAAGAAAAACGCACGCCCAACGCAGCGGGUGUGGGCUGGGCGGCAGGUGGAUCCAAAUUUGGCGUCUUGACAGACGGUGUGAGCGAGGAAGCCGUCAUGGAGUGGUUUAUCGAAGAGGUUACGAAUUACGAGCCUAGCGACCGUAGAGAAACGGCUGGGAGCCGGCUUGGCAAGCGACAUCUGCGCAAGAUUUUGACGGCAGUGGGUCAGGAUUGCCCUCAGGGCGCGAACGACACCGGGGCAAAGGUUAGCCUUCUGGUAUACGUAGUUCUUCCCGAGGCCGACAUCCGACCUGCCGAAACCUCGAGCGCAUGGGGCGGAGGUCUUGUUCGAUCUCCCGUGUCAGUGCCAACCCACGACGGAAACCUGGCUGAGCUGGAAUCAUUGAAAGCUGACAAGGAGAAGCACUCCGCAAAACUGGAGGCACUGAAAGCUGACAAGGAGAAGCACUACGCCGAACUGGAAGCACUGAAAGCUUAAAACAAAGACCUCCAGGGUCAGGUUGCCACUUUCGUGAAACGCCUCCCAAAGUCUCAAGGUGACCCGGGUGACUCCGUGGAUGCCGGAGGAGGGCAGCUUCUCGCUCAGGAGCGGAAGACCAAGACCUUGAAUGAAUUCAUGCACGACAUGGAGAACCCAGAUCGACAGAAUGCCACCCUCGACGAACAUCGGAUCACCCAGGCCCGUGUCGAAGAAGUAGGCAGAGGAACGGGCCACCUGGAUGUACGAGUCGUUGCACUUGAAGAAGGAAACCGAGGGAAGAAGAAGGGACUUCUUUUACGCUUGUGCGGCUGUUGCUGAUUGGGAAACGGUAGCCGUGGGAUCUGGACUGAG
Ectocarpus siliculosus is the source of this 1416-nucleotide messenger RNA. The record is from the annotation of a GenBank genome assembly. Lineage: Eukaryota; Phaeophyceae; Ectocarpales; Ectocarpaceae.